CUCAACUUUUCUGCUCCAUACCAUGCAUCACUGAAUACAUUUCAUCUGCCAGUUCACCAGUUUCUUCUAAGAGAACUUGUUCAAACUGCUCAAAGUAUAUAAUUCUAAAUUAUGCCCCCUUUUAUUUCCCUACCUUGUUCUUGAUCAUAGUCUUAGUUGUAAUUUCUGCAUUUUCUUUUUUUAUUUUUUGAGACUGAAUUUGACUCUUGUUGCCCAGGCUGGAGUGCAGUGGCGCGAUCUCGGCUCACUGCAACUUCCAUCUCCUGGGUUCAACGAAUUCUCCUGCCUCAGCCUCCCAAGUAGCUGGGAUUACAGCCAUGCACCACCAAGCCCGGCUAAUUUUGUAUUUUUUAGUAGAUGGGGUUUCGUUCGCCAUGUUGGCCACGCUGGUCUUGAACUCCUGACCUCAGGUGAUCCGCUUGCCUUGGCCUCCCAAAGUGCUGGGAUUACAGGUGUGAGUCACUGCGCCCGGCCAUUUUCAUUUCUUUUGAAGAUGUGUCGUCUUGGUUUAGUAAAAAGAAGUUUUUUCUACUUUUAGUUCCUCUGAUGGAUUCUCUAGAAAUAUUUUUUUUUGCAGAAAUUAACAUGUGAAAAGUACUGUUUCUCUUCACCUUUACUCUUUUCAUUUGAAAUUCUCUGUAAAUGGGAUUAUUGUUUAUCCAUUCUGUUCUAUUUAACUGUAUAGGGAGCAACCUACUAAAAAAUUAAUCCUAGGACAGUUAGUUUGGAUUUUCCAAGAUGUGGAAUAAUAUUAUAUUUCUUUUAUAAUGAUAAAUGAAGUGAUUCUUUUGAAAAAUUGAUGGCCAUAGAUAAACCUACAUGUCUCUAUGUAAUCUUUUAAAAAUUUAUGUGAAAAUGUGUGAAGAAUCAGUGUCAUUUUGGCUUUGAGAGUCCUAAGGCAGUAUAAUUAUGGUUGUUAGCACUUAGGAUAUGCUAAUUUUUAAAUGUUCUUGUUCAGAAUAAGAAAAUCCAUAGGCAACCACAGUGCUUCUAAAUAUAACAAAUUUCUUUCAAAUAAUACUUCUUUUGGACUCAGGUUGCCAUAAUUUGGAUUUUGCUUCUUCUGUUUAGUUAUAUUUUACUACUCAAAGUUUCAUCCCUGAGUUGCUAGAUCAGCAUCACCCAAGAGUUUGUUAGAAAUGCACUUUCUCAGGCUGGGAGCAGUGGCUCACGCCUGUUAUCCUAGCACUUAGGGAGGACGAGGUGGGCAGAAUGCCUGAGCUCAGGAGUUCGAGACCAGCCUGGGAAACACAGUGAAACCCUGUCUCUACUAAAAUACAAAAAAAUUAGCUGAGCACUGUGGCAUGCACCUGUAAUCCCAGCUACUUGGGAGGCUGAAGCAGGACAAUUGCUUGAACCCGGGAGGCUAAAGUUGCAGUGAGCUGAGAUCAGGCCACUGCACUCUAGUCCAGGCGACAGAGUGAGACUCUGUCUCAAAAAGAAAAAAAAAGAAAUGCACUUUCUCAGGUCUUACCCAGACCUGCUGAUUCAGAACUGCAUUUAUCCCCAUGUGAUUCCUAUACAUGCUAAAGUUGGAGCAGUAUUGAGAACUUCUUUGUUAUUUAGUAUUCAUAUCUGUUUUUGAUAAAUGUACAAAAGAAUUAUGAGCAUUGAAUAGUAUAUUUAAGUGGUCAGAACAAUACCAGCAUGUAGUAAGAACUCAAUAAAUGUUAACUAUUAUUAUUCUCUUAACAAACUCACAAACCCUUUUGAUGGGUUUGCUUCAGCUCCUCUGGCUGCUGCUUCAGUUAUAAUCUGUUGCUUCAGGUCUUAUUCCAUGGAACGUUACUUACCAUUCUCUUUUGCUUUUCAACCCUUCAAUACUAUACUAGUCUUUUGUCUUUUUACUUUUUUGCUAUGGGCCAUAUAGUACUCUCUUCAGCCUGCUUUCUCUCCCUGCAGAAUCAUAAAACUGGAAGGGACCUUAGAGACUCACUACACAUCUUCAGCAGAUGUCCCAGACAGAUUGAAAAAGGCUGAAGCAGGAAAGAUUUAGUGUAGACAGAGUCACUAUGUUUCCCAGGCUGAUCUUAAACUCCUGAGUUCAAGUGAUCCUCCUGCCUUGGUCUCCCAAAGUGCCGGGAUUACAGAGACAUUUUAAAUCCAAAGGAUGUGAUCAGUGUCCAGCUGGAAGACACUACCACUACCUCUUGCAAAACUUUUUGCAGCCUAUCUUGUCUUUCAUCAUAUGAAGAAAAAAGAAAACCAUUUGUUACCAUAUGUACUAAUAGCAUUUUGACCAAGUGCAGCAUGUGCCAGAAGACUGCUAUUAUUCAGUAUGAAGUAAAAUACCAAAAUGUGAAACAUAAUCUUUGCAGUAAUGCCUGCCUUUCAAAGUUUCACUCUGCUAACAACUUCAUCAUGAACUGCUGUAAGAACUGUGGCACUUACUGUUACACCAGCUCUAGUCUGUCCCACAUACUUCAGAUGGAAGGACAGUCUCAUUACUUUAAUAGUUCAAAGAGUAUUACAGCAUAUAAGCAGAAACCUGCCAAACCACUUAUAUCUGUUCCUUGCAAACCAUUGAAGCCCUCAGAUGAAAUGAUUGAGACUACGAGUGAUUUGGGGAAGACAGAGCUUUUCUGCUCUAUUAAUUGUUUCUCUGCAUACAGUAAAGCUAAGAUGGAAUCUUCUUCAGUAAGUGUUGUUUCUGUGGUGCAUGAUACUUCAACAGAGCUUCUUUCUCCAAAGAAAGAUACGACUCCAGUUAUAAGCAAUAUAGUGUCAUUGGCAGACACCGAUGUUGCCUUGCCCAUCAUGAACACUGAUGUCUUACAAGAUACAGUUUCUUCAGUAACAGCAACAGCAGAUGUCAUUGUGGAUCUUUCUAAGAGUUCACCUAGUGAACCCAGUAAUGCUGUUGCUAGUAGUAGUACGGAACAGCCAAGCGUUUCACCAUCUUCAUCAGUAUUCAGUCAGCAUGCAAUUGGUUCCAGUAUAGAAGUACAAAAAGACAAUAUGAAAUCUAUGAAAAUAAGUGAUGAACUAUGUCACCCAAAAUGUACAUCCAAAGUACAAAAAGUUAAAGGUAAAUCACGAAGUAUUAAAAAAUCUUGUUGUGAAGAUUUUGAGUGUUUGGAAAACAGUAAAAAAGAUGUGGCAUUCUGUUAUUCAUGCCAGUUGUUCUGCCAAAAAUAUUUUAGCUGUGGAAGAGAGUCAUUUGCAACCCACGGAACUUCUAAUUGGAAAAAAACCCUGGAAAAAUUCAGAAAGCAUGAAAAAAGUGAAAUGCAUUUGAAGUCAUUGGAAUUUUGGAGAGAAUACCAAUUUUGUGAUGGAGCUGUCAGUGACGAUUUAUCUAUUCAUUCGAAACAGAUUGAGGGAAAUAAAAAGUACCUAAAGCUUAUAAUUGAAAAUAUUUUAUUUCUUGGAAAGCAGUGUUUACCCUUAAGAGGAAACGACCAGUCAGUUUCAUCUGUGAAUAAAGGCAAUUUUUUAGAAUUGUUAGAAAUGAGAGCAAAAGAUAAAGGAGAAGAAACAUUUCGACUUAUGAAUUCACAAGUUGACUUCUAUAACAGUACACAAAUUCAAAGUGAUAUUAUCGAAAUAAUAAAGACUGAAAUGUUGCAGGAUAUUGUGAAUGAGAUCAAUGACUCCUCAGCAUUUUCAAUCAUAUGUGAUGAGACAAUCAAUAGUGCCAUGAAAGAACAGCUUUCAAUUUGUGUAAGAUACCCACAAAAAUCAUCAAAGGCUAUCUUAAUUAAGGAAAGAUUCUUGGGUUUUGUUGAUACUGAGGAGAUGACUGGGACCCACUUACAUAGGACUAUCAAAACUUAUCUGCAGCAAAUUGGAGUUGAUAUGGAUAAAAUACAUGGCCAGGCCUAUGAUAGCACCACUAAUUUGAGGAUAAAAUUUAAUAAAAUAGCAGCAGAAUUCAAGAAAGAAGAACCAAGAGCUUUAUACAUACAUUGUUAUGCACACUUUUUGGAUUUAUCAAUAAUUAGGUUUUGUAAAGAAGUAAAAGAACUCCGAAAUGCUCUAAAAACUCUCAGUUCUUUGUUCAACACUAUUUGUAUGUCUGGGGAAAUGUUGGCAGAUUUUCGAAACAUUUAUAGGCUAAGUCAAAACAAAACAUGCAAGAAACAUAUAUCACAAUCAUGUUGGACAGUCCAUGAUCGUACAUUACUAUCUGUGAUUGACAGUCUUCCAGAGAUUAUUGAAACAUUGGAAGUUAUAGCAAGCCAUUCUUCAAAUACAAGUUUCGCCGAUGAAUUGAGUCAUUUGCUGACAUUGGUUUCCAAAUUUGAAUUUGUCUUUUGUUUGAAAUUCCUGUAUCGAGUGCUGAGUGUUACAGGAAUUCUUUCCAAAGAGCUUCAAAAUAAAACCAUAGACAUUUUUUCUUUGUCUUCAAAAAUAGAAGCAAUUUUGGAAUGUUUAUCAUCUGAAAGAAAUGACGUAUACUUUAAAACAAUCUGGGAUGGAACAGAGGAAAUAUGUCAAAAAAUAACCUGUAAAGGUUUUAAAGUUGAAAAACCUUCUCUUCAGAAAAGAAGAAAAAUUCAGAAAUCAGUAGAUCUUGGCAAUUCAGAUAAUAUGUUUUUUCCUACUUCAACAGAAGAACAAUAUAAAAUUAAUAUCUAUUACCAAGGAUUAGAUACUAUAUUACAAAAUUUAAAGUUAUGUUUUUCAGAGUUUGAUUAUUGCAAAAUAAAGCAAAUUUCAGAACUGUUAUUUAAAUGGAAUGAACCAUUAAAUGAAACAACAGCAAAACAUGUUCAGGAAUUUUAUAAACUUGAUGAGGACAUUAUCCCAGAACUUAGAUUUUAUCGACAUUAUGCAAAGCUUAACUUUGUCAUAGAUGAUAGUUGCAUAAACUUCGUCAGUCUCGGCUGUUUGUUUAUUCAGCAUGGUCUUCACAGUAAUAUUCCUUGUCUCUCAAAGCUAUUAUAUAUUGCUUUGUCUUGGCCAAUUACUUCAGCAAGUACUGAGAACUCAUUUUCUACCCUGCCUCGUCUUAAGACAUAUUUAUGUAAUACCAUGGGACAAGAGAAGCUUACUGGCCCAGCCCUAAUGGCUGUUGAGCAGGAGUUGGUAAAUAAACUAAUGGAGCCUGAAAGACUCAAUGAAAUUGUGGAAAAGUUUAUCAGUCAGAUGAAAGAAAUAUAAUACAUGCUCAUUUGAACUUACCUAAAAGACUUGUAUUUCCAUUGGGAUGUUUUCAUUUCAAAAUUGUUCAAAAUUCAAAAGACACAGAAUGAUAAACAGUGAAGUCUCCUUCCCUCCUUUAGAACUCAUUUUCUCUUCCCAAAAAGUGUUAUCUUUUCCUUAAAUAUCCCUCUAGAGAUAUUUUUCCUAAGUGGUAUUGUACGGUAUAUACUGUUCUUCAGCUUGUCUUCUCUGUGUAACAUAUUUUUGAGAUUGUCCCAUGUCGUUACAUGAAGAGUUUCUUGAUUCUUGGUCUAUAACUGCAGAUGUUAUUGUAUGAAUGUACCAUAAUAUAUUUGAGCAGUCCCUGCUGACAUUUUUUCCUAACCUUUUGCUAUUAUAAAUAAUGAUUCAUUUUAUAACCUUUUAUAUAGGUCACAUUGCACAUGAGUGAGUUACUGUAAGCUGGAAAUCUAAAGUUAGAAUUACUAGGUUAAGAUAUGUGCAUUUUUACUUUUGAUAGAUAUUGGCAAGUUGCCAUCUAUAAGGAUUGUGCCAAUUUACAGUCCCACCCACAAUGCAUGAGAGUGCCUAUUAAAUCUUUGUAAGUGUUAUCAAAUGUUUUGAUCUUUCCUAAUCUCUUUAAAAAUGGCAUUUUAAUCUCAGUAGAAUUUUGUAUAUUCACUUAAGAAUAAGGUUGGGGACUGGGCGUGGUGGUUCACACCUAUAAUAAUCUCAGCCCUUUGAGGGCCUACGCAGGAAGGAAGAUCACUUGAGGCCAUGAGUUCAAGAUGAGGUUGGCAACAUAGUAAGACCUCAUCCCUACAAUUUUUUUUUUUUUUUUUAAUUAGCGAAGUGUGGUACUGCACACCCGAAGUCCCAGCUACUUGGGAGGCUGAGGCAGGAGGAUUGCUUAAGCCCAGAAAUUUGAGGCUGCAGUGAGCCAUGAUUGCACCACUGUGCUCCAGAGUCUAGGCAACAGAGUGAGACCUUAUCUCUUUAAAACAAACAAGAAUGAAGUUAGGUAUCUGUUUAUUUGUUUGAGCCAUUUGUAUUUCCUUUUUUGUAGACUGUCCUGUUUAAACGUUAAAAUCACUGCUGUGUUUUUGAUUUAUACAUCUCAGCUGGAUGGCACAAUAAAUUAUUAAGCCAUGUUAUGAAAAUAUAACUAUACUUAAGUAACCUGCAAAGAAAA
This is a messenger RNA of Gorilla gorilla gorilla (western lowland gorilla), 6280 nucleotides long. It is a transcript of the gene ZMYM1, whose product is annotated as zinc finger MYM-type containing 1. Bases 2251 to 5106 code for a protein of 951 amino acids. The transcript has 8 exons. NCBI's taxonomy places the organism in Eukaryota, Metazoa, Chordata, Mammalia, Primates, Hominidae. Gene Ontology annotation, molecular function: protein dimerization activity; zinc ion binding. The record is from RefSeq and is a predicted model, not a curated record.